Prosopis cineraria is the source of this 1197-nucleotide messenger RNA. Its product is annotated as LRR receptor-like serine/threonine-protein kinase GSO1. Gene Ontology annotation, molecular function: protein binding. Bases 1 to 1197 code for a protein of 398 amino acids. The transcript has 2 exons. The record is from RefSeq and is a predicted model, not a curated record. Lineage: Eukaryota; Viridiplantae; Streptophyta; Magnoliopsida; Fabales; Fabaceae.
AUGGACUUGAGCUACAAUGACUUCGAACGCAUAAGCACACCAUCUAUCAAUACUUCUCUCGUUGCUCAUAAUCAUUUACCUGCAAAUUUUUCUAUGCUUUAUAACCUGGACUUAUCAUACAAUUUGCAUCUUCGCAUUGAUGAUCUUCAUUGGCUCUCUAGACUUCCAUCCCUAGCAUAUUUCGGGCUUCGUGGCACUCAUCACCUUCCUAGCGAAACAAAUUGGGUUCGAUCAUUGACUUUGCUACCUCUGGAGGAAUUACAUUUGUAUGAUUAUAAUUUGAACACCUCUAUUCUAUCUCUUGAAUAUGCUAAUUUUAGCUCACUUAAAAGUCUUGAUCUCGGUCUAAAUGAUUUUAGAGAUGGACUACCCAAUUGGUUGUUCAAUCUUAGCAAAGACAACUUCAAUGACCUAUAUCUCAGCCAAUGCAAUUUGGGAGGUCAGAUUCCAGAUUUUUCAGGCUAUCAAAAUCUGCAGGGCUUAUAUCUAUCUGACAACAAACUCAAAGGAUCAAUACCUGAUUGGCUUGGCCAGGUUGAUAGAUUAUAUGACCUUGAUCUAUCUGAUAACUUGUUGCACGGUUGCAUUCCUUCUAAUCUUGUAAAUGCAUCAAAUUUAGAAGUUUUAAAUAUUAGCUUCAAUGACUUGAGUGGUACACUUCCCAAAAACAUUGUCCAAAGGCACUUUGUUCUUUUGGAUUUGUCUCACAAUUCAAUCAGUGGAGAUAUAUCUAACAGGAGAGAUAUUCCAGAGCAGAUAGAAAAGAUGAAAGAUAUAGAAUCUCUUGAUUUCUCCCAUAACAAUCUUCAUGGGAACAUUCCUCAAAGCAUGGCUGGUCUAUCUUUUCUAAGUGUUUUGAAUAUGUCAUACAACCAUUUCAGUGGACAAACUCUACUAGGGACUCAGCUUCAGAGUUUUGAUGCAUGGAGUUACACUGGGAAUACCGAACUUUGUGGAGCUCCUCUUCCAAAUAACUGCACCUUACUAGAAAAACUAGACAAUACAAAGCAAGUUGGAGGGAAUGACAAUAAUGGGUUUUUGAGUUCAUUGUAUCUUGGGAUGGGAGUUGGAUUUGCAAUGGGAUUCUGGGUCGUUUGUGGUUCUUUGUUCCUAAAUAGAGAAUGGAGGCACACUUAUCUUCAAUUCUUUUAUGAUGUGGUAUAUGGAAUCUAUGUUGCUAUGGCCAUAAAGCUUUGA